CUACACCGCACGUGCAGACUUGUUUUCGUAGAGAUUGUCGGUCGUAUCCCUUCCAUGAACAUGUACGGGUCGUCGCUGCUGGAUAUGAAGGAAAAGUCGAAACGAUCCCCCGUGGUAAAGGUUGUCAACUUCAUCCUCCACAAGGUCUUUCGUCGCGAGAAACGAGGAUCAUUGGAUGGUCCUUCCUCUGACCAAGGAAGCUACCUAUCGUACUCCGAGAUCGACCUCGAAAGCCUCAGCUCUGCGAUGCGGCGGACACAGGGAAUGUUUAGAAAACCGCUGACGCCUCCGCUCAAGCCUCCGAGGCACAUCUCGCUCGGUGCAGACGAAUUCUGGACGCCGCCAUCGUCUGCGCGUUUUGAUUUUCGUAGACUACAAGUUUCCAAACGCAUACAAACGAAGGAUGCCGCAGUCGAAGCAUGCGAAGAUGACAUUGAUCAUCGUCUGGAUCAGGAGGACAAAUAUUCUGUGACAUACGGUAGUCAUGGAUUGCAAGUAACGCCUCCCCGAAACGUUUCGAGACGUUCUAAGAAGCCACCACCAUUAAAACCGGCCACAAUUGUGCCCGUGAGAUACGUGCCGGCAGAAGGGAGGUCUCCGUGUCCCAGGCGUGCGCUGUUCGCGUGUUCCUGCAGGCGCUCUCCAGAAAGAACUACAGACGGCAAUGCUCGUCAGAGACCUGUACGACAUCAUGACGUGGGUCUAACACCGAGCGUGGAGAAGCAUGUAGCCACAUCCACUAAAGAAAAUGCGUUUCUGAAGUGGGACGACUUCAUUGGCAGUGAAGAUCCACAAGAUUAUCUGUACUCGGAAGCGACAUCUUCAAGGAGAAGCUCGAGGAGACUCAAAGGUUUCCAGAAGAGGCCUUGUGUAGACGGUGUGGCGACCACGUCGCCUCGCAAGACCCAUGAUUCUGUUCAGGAUUGUCUGAGUCGAAGACCUGCGACAAGUCCUGGUACAGGUAAAGCGUCGGGUUCCCGAUCUAAAAGACGUCCCAUAAAGACCGAUGACCGACCGCCGACUCUGUACUCGACGUCGUACUUGAAGGCCGCUUCAGCAUAUUGGGACAUGGGUACUUCUACGAGCAAGGUGUACAGGGCCAACGGGCAGAGCAGCCUUGUCCAGGGCAGGCACAAAUGGCCAAAGGAUCGUGGGGAUGGAUCGUCUCGAUUGGCGGAGACCUGUCCGUUUAGUCGAUUUCGACAAACUGGGUACUCCGGUGCCGCGAUGGCCAGUGGAGACGAAGCUGCUCUAAGCAGGGUCCACCUUCGUCGCGCUAAAGUAUUGUAGGCUGUACUAUAUACGUGACGCAGUUAAUUGUAUAUUGUCUGAAUUAAAUGUGCGGGAACAAGGU
Messenger RNA from Ornithodoros turicata, 1354 nucleotides. RefSeq lists its product as uncharacterized. Bases 55 to 1290 code for a protein of 411 amino acids. The record is from RefSeq and is a predicted model, not a curated record. The transcript has 2 exons. NCBI's taxonomy places the organism in Eukaryota, Metazoa, Arthropoda, Arachnida, Ixodida, Argasidae.